AUGCCCCCAAAGGCUGCAGUAUCGGCGCCGACAUCGGCGCCACGGACAACACGAACACGCCGCGUAGCGCCAGCAGCGACCGCUGCGCCCGUCGACGCGCUCGCCGCCGACCUUGACCGCGUGCUCAAGGUCUCGCAGCCCAAGGCGCCUGUGCGGCGCGCGCCGAAGGCGGCUCCCAAGCCCGAGAAGGAGAAGGCCGAGAAGCCCAAGGUUGCGGUGGCGAAGCGCCCAACAGCGGCGGCGGCGACAACGACGACAGCGAGGCCGGCUCCUGCCCCAGCGCCGGCCAACCCCGCCCCUGACGCUAAGCGUGCGACAUCACGCACGACCACGACAUCACGCACCCCCUCGACAGCGCCCUCGGCCAAGGCCAAAGAGCCAGCGAAAGAACCGGAGCCAGAACCACUGCCGUGGGAAGUGGCCGGCGGGCUGUCGUCGCGCGAGCGCGCGCAGGCCGCCCAGGCCGCGAGCAACUCGGCGCUGCGCGAGCUCUCGGCCGCCGCAGCAGAGGGGUACAAGGCGUCGUCCGCUGGCCCGUCUGCGCGUGUCACCUCCGCGCUGGGGAGCGGGAAGAAGGGCGUCGCGGUGCUGCGCGAGCUGUAUGCUGGCCUUGCUGGCGCGCAGCGGGUCGCGGUUGAGCGCGGCGCCAUGGCGCUCGUCGUCAAGUGCUUGUCGAUGGAGAUGUACGAUGCCGCGCUUUUGAUGCUUGCCGACGCACGGCCGUUUGUUCUGCGACUGUAUGAGCACGAUGCGGACGACUGGGCCCGCCCAGCAAAGUUUGGAGAAGGCUGGGCGGGGCUGGCGUACUUCCCGCCUCCGUCGGCUGGGUCAACCCUCGACGAGGCAGUUCGGACGCUCCUCUGUUCGUUCGCGUUCGCGGCGUGGAACUGCUUCGUGUCGGUCAAGGCGUUUAACGUUGAGACAAUCACCACGCUCCUGCCGCUGCCCCGGGAGAACGACACCCUCAGCCCGUUCCUCCUUGCACCAUCACUGCCCGUCGCUGCUGUUGGACCGCUCGCUGUGCUUCUGUACCGACGUCUCGCGGCCCUCACACCGCCCCCAUCCUCCGAGGCAUGGCUCCAUGUGCGCACGCUAUCGGCAUUCACGACGGCCGUGGCGGCCACCGCGGCGGACGAGUCGCGCAAGAAUCCGCCCGAGAAUGUGUGGCAGUCUGUCAGCCGCACCGUCCAGCGGCAUCUCGACAAGAAGGAGCCUGCUCGCAUGCGCCAGGCAGCUGGUGUCAUUUCCACUAUUGUCGGUGUCGUGGAGCGGAUCUGCGAGGCGAGAUCAGAGGACCGCGUUGCGUGGUUCGCAGGCAGCUGGUCGCUGGUCGCUGAUGCCUGGGUUGGGAUCGGCCGUAAGCUCGGCGACUCUAGCAUCAUCGAUAGCGCGCUUGCGGCGCUCGCUGGGUCCGCAACCCUCGAGGGCUCGUCGGGAAGCAGCUCGAGCAGCGGCUCCUCAACACCUCCGACCAGUACCCCGCCCACCCCAUCACAGUCACCUAUCCCAAAGAUUGCUAACCCUGGAGCCGAGCUCAAGCGGCUCACCGCCCAGCUCUCCAAGGUACUCGUGGACGUUGAAGCAUUCGCCAAGGCCGACGACGGCACCGACGAGGCUCUUGGUCGUCUCCUCGGCCGAGUAGACCUUGACAAGGUUCUCGCCGCGACAUGCAGCCUUGACUCGUCAGACGCGUCAGUCGGCGCCUCGAGCGCUGUCACCCGUGCCCUCGAGCGUCUUCGCCGCGUCGUGAUCAAGCUGCUCGACACGCCAACGUUCGCGAUUGCCUCCAAGCAGUGGCUUCUCGCGCUCUUUGGGGUCAUCGAGCGCUUGCUCCUUACUGUCGACAACGCUACUCUGACGCGCGACUGCAUGCCCGGGGCCGUCGACUCGACCCUUAACCUCGUUCGCCUGGCAUCCUCAGAUGCCAAUUUCAUCCUCCGACUCCUUGACCGCGCGAACAAUGUCUUUGCGGAGCGUGGUGCUCAUCUCGCCCCGGCUACACGCCUGCAGCUCGGCUCAUGUCUGGCUGGCACUGCCCACAGCUCGGCCGUCACCGCUGCACGUGUCAACAAGGCGGCAGCGCACCCCCUCGCCGAGCGGACAUGCGCGUGGUCUAUCGCACUACUGGCUCUCGACCCAUCCGAAGGCUCGGCGGACCGCGACCCGACCCUACGCGCCGUCGAGACUGCCUUGCCAAAGCGAUACGAGCUGCUCGCAUUCUGUCUCCAGGAGAGCGACCGCGAGGCGUCGCUCAAGGCCUUGUGCCAGAGCUUGGCGAGCAUCGACCCUGCCACCAUCAAAGCCAUCGGGACUGCAGCCGCAUCCAAGCCUAUCACCGCCGUCUUCGCCAACCUUCCCGACGUCAGUGCGACGCUGAAGCGGUGCACGUCGUUCAUGACGGGCGGCAACGAGUUCGACGCGAGCAAGGCAGCUGGCUUCCUCUCCGAUGCCAUGACCGCGCGCGGCGUUCCAGCAAGCGUACACGGUGCAAUCAUCGAGGCAGUUGCUGAGGGCAUCGAGCACGCCGACUUCCGAACACAUGUCCAGGAUGCCCUGCUUGCCCUCAAUACCUCGCUCUUCGACCUGUACGACGGCACUGCGUACCCUGUUCGCCGUAUGCGCGUUGGCUCCCGCUUCAUGAGCGUGAUCACGUCGACCGGCGUCGCGGCCGAUCAAUUCAACGCUCUCGCAGACGAGGUCGACUCGCUCGCGGCGCAAAAGGCACUCGGUAAGGACGCAGCCCUGGCGCCUUACCGCGAGGAGUACCGUGUUUCCGCCCUUCUCCUCCGUGCCAUCAAUGCGUACCACAUGCUCGAAGCGCCUACGGAGUCUGUCGUCGAGCUCUCUGGCUCGGCGCUCACCGCCGUCCGUGCGCUUGCUAUUGCACCCAUCAAGGAGAGCAAGUACCCCGCUGCCCUUGGCAAGCGGCCCGUGGCAGCGCCUGCGGCGAGGACCACACGGUCGGCGUCCGCCGGGACGGGCAAGACCGCCGCUGCCAAAGCCCCAUCAAGAGCUGUCAGCCGUGGCAAAACCGCCCCGCCCGAGACGAAGAACACUCUCUCGUCUCUGUGUGGCAUUCUCGGGCAGCCUUUGCUCAAACUCGAGACCCUCAAGGUCCUCCACGCGCUUCUUCGUCCCGCUGAUGGUGCUGCUGACGCCUACAUUCAAACGAGCGCACAGCUCGCCACAGAGUACGGUCGCCUUGGCAAGACGUCGCGCGCGACCCACGUCUUCAACCACGCGCUCAAGUUUGUAUCGGAGUCCGAGUCUCGGGUCUCCGCCGCCACACAGACGGAGCUGCACCUCCGCCACAGUCGUUUCCUUGCCCUGUCUGGCCAUGUCAAGCAUGCACGCGACGAGUAUAUCCAGGCCGAAGGCACGUACCAGGACAUCCCUCCGCCCACCGCCAAUGGCACAUAUGCUGCGCGUUGGAUCCAGCUUUGCGCGGUGUCGGAGCGUGUGGCGCUUGCCCACGCCGCUGUGGCUGCCAUCAAGAUGGCUGAGGAGAACGUCACGAACGCCAUCGCUAGCCUCACAAUUGCCUACCGCCAGUGGUGCCGCGCUGCUCACGGUAUCGCUCAUCUGGCAUCGGCUGCUCCAGAGCAGGAGCAGGAGCAGAGCGAGCAGAGCGCGCCAUCCAGCCCAACACAGGAAGCAUCAGCCUCGGCCAGCCCUGCCGAGAAGCCUCAGUCCAAAUCGAAGCAACCGUUUGCGUUCACCAACAAGCACUUGGGAGGAUUGCAGUGGCACUAUGCAGAGGCACUAUUCGACACAACCUUUGAACUCGCCGUCACGUUGGCUCGCCGUGGCUCAGUCAAGGAAUGCGAGUACUACCUCCAGCAGGCGCGGAGCAUGGCCCCGACUGUCCGUUCGUCAAUCUACACGUCACGCGUUGAAUCGCACACUGCCGAGGUGGAGUCGAGAAAGUUACGUUUCGAGCACUCGGCCGAACACCUCCAGCAGGCGAUCGACGCGCUCGCAAUCGAGGAUGGUGUCGACGCGGUCAACCUCAUGCGCGUCAAGGGCGAGCUGCUGUCCAAGCAACAGGAGCCUGGCGAAGCGGACGAGAUGUUCAUGGCGGCGGUCGACAGCCUCACUGGGCUGGACAACGAGUUUGGAGCGUCCGAGGCACGCAUGCCGUCGUCUCGACGUGGCAGUAUCUCGGCCUUCAAGGAGCCCCUCUUCCCUGUGGCGCUGGGUCACGUCCUCCGUCAGCGAGCGUGGCUCUUGCGUGAAGCUGGCUGCAUCGAGGAAUACGAGGUCGUGUUACAGCAGCUUGAUCUCGUUCCCAAGGGACCGGGGUCGAAGCCCGAGCAGCUCACCCUUGAAGCUCGCAUUGCGAUGCACGAGGCAUUCAGCCACUUCAAGACGGAUCUCUUUAUGAGCUCGCUCACGGAGUCCACCAUCGCAAUGACGAUGGGCUCGCCGGACAAGAGGGCAAAGGAGCGUCAGUCGACCCGCCACAGCGCACAGGUGUUACUCGAGCGUGCUGCCCAUGCCUUCCGCCAGGCCGUGACCGUCACGGGGCACACUGGUCGCGUUGAGGACGUCCGCCAGGCCUGCGUCUCACUCGCCUUGCUCGGCGCGUUCCAGACCUCUGUGGGUCAUGGCUCGCCAACCACGACAUCAUCUGCUGCCGAUCUCCUGGCCUCCAUCUCAACCAUUACCCUUCAACGCGAGCUCAUCCCUGCCAUCGACAGCAAGUUUGUCAACCCCGAGGCGGACGAUAUGGACUGGCCGCACCUUGCAGCGGAUCCUGUUACGAGUGCUACCGACGAGGCGACAGCCUCCCUCCGCGCCUACUGGAACAACAUUCGCUCCAAGCACGCGACAAGCGACGUGCUAACGACGACGUUUGAUCUGAACCUCUUGCCGGCUGACUGGGCUGUCGUGAGCAUCACGGUGACGAACGACCGCAACACCAUGCUUGUCUCGCGUCACCAGCGUGGCACCGAGCCCAUUGUCUUCUGCAUCCCGCUAGACCGCCAGGGCCGCCGUGAGGGCGAGGAUGAGACCGAGCUGUUCACCUUCGACGCGGGCAUCGCCGAGCUCAAGACGAUCAUGGACGGCAACAUUGAGUCCAUCAAGUCGAUCAAGGACUGCAAGACGAUGGACGACCGCAAGGUGUGGUGGAAGAAUCGCUUAGAGCUCGACGAGCGACUAGGCCAGCUCCUUGCGAGCAUCGAGUUCUGUUGGCUUGGCGCCUUCAAGACUGUACUCAACCCCAGGCGCAACAUCAACCCCGAGGCAUCAGCUGCCUUCCGCAAUCGCCUCGAUCACAUCUUCCAGACCGCGCUCUCGUCUGCCGGCUCAGACACACGACGCGGCGCCAGCAUCCGACUGAACGAUACCCUGCUGUCGUGCUUUGCUACGCUCUCCUCCAAGUGCAAGGACGAGGAGAUUGAAGAUCUUGUCUACUUCGUGCUCGACCUGUACCAGUUCCACGGGAUCGCCGUCGCGCUCGCCGAGCUCGACUUUGACCAGAUCGGCGUCGACGUCAAGGGUGCGCUCGCCGACUUGGAGACGGCAAUUGGGGGGCCGAGCGACGACGCCUCGAGCAGCGAGCACCUCCUGCUCGCGCUGGACAAGAAUGUGCAGGGCAUCCCGUGGGAGUCGAUCCCGAUUCUCCGCGGACGUGCCGUCAGCCGUAUUCCCUCUCUACCCUUCCUCUUCGACCAGGUCGCGCUGGGCCGGCACCUGGGUGGCGCGGCCUCGCGUCGCACCUACAACCCGACCAAGACGCGCUACUUCCUCAACCCGAGCGGCGACCUGACGGCCACGCAGGGGCGGUUCGAGGCACGCCUCACCGCGCUCGAGGCAAAGGGCUGGUCGGGCGUGACGGCUCGCGUGCCGACCGAGGGCGAGAUGAUCUCCGCUCUCGGGGAGUCCGACCUAGUCAUGUACUUUGGCCAUGGCGGCGGCGAGGAGUACAUCCGCGGACACAAGGUACGGGCUCUGCGUCGCUGCGCCGUGACCAUGCUCUGGGGCUGCUCGUCUGGGCUGUUGCGCGAACACGGCGACUUUGACUGCACCGGCACGCCAUGGGACUAUGUCCUCGCCGGCAGCCCUUGCCUCGUCGCCAACCUCUGGGACGUGACAGACAAGGACAUUGACAGAAUCACCGAGCACGUCAUGGACGGCCUGGGCCUCGCUGCCGAUGCGAUCGGGCAGCAGGGCGAACAGCGCGUGUCGGUCGUCCAGGCUGUGAGCGCAGCGCGCGCGACGCCCAAGCUCCAAUAUCUCACCGGCGCGGCUCCCGUCGUCUACGGAAUCCCGGUAUACCUCUCAUAA
Molecule: messenger RNA, 6291 nt
Organism: Vanrija pseudolonga
Lineage: Eukaryota; Fungi; Basidiomycota; Tremellomycetes; Trichosporonales; Trichosporonaceae
Gene: cut1
Product: Separin
Exons: 9
Coding region: 1-6291 (2096 amino acids)
Biological process (GO): proteolysis; meiotic chromosome separation
Cellular component (GO): mitotic spindle; nucleus; cytoplasm
Molecular function (GO): cysteine-type endopeptidase activity
Source: RefSeq, a predicted model, not a curated record